Messenger RNA from Hyposmocoma kahamanoa, 4371 nucleotides. RefSeq names its product multidrug resistance protein 1-like. Bases 69 to 3770 code for a protein of 1233 amino acids. Gene Ontology annotation, biological process: transmembrane transport. The record is from RefSeq and is a predicted model, not a curated record. The transcript is spliced from 21 exons. NCBI's taxonomy places the organism in Eukaryota, Metazoa, Arthropoda, Insecta, Lepidoptera, Cosmopterigidae. Gene Ontology annotation, cellular component: membrane. Gene Ontology annotation, molecular function: ABC-type transporter activity; ATP hydrolysis activity; ATP binding.
CCUUGCUGACGCUAAGUAAGCAGUCUAGCAGUAAUGUGAGCAUUACUGCGUUCCGGUUUUGAAGCGUGAUGGUGAAAUUACACGUUUCGGACGGUGAGCCAAAAGAAGAGAUACCCAGUGUAUCAUUCUUCACACUAUAUAGAUUUGCAACCCGAAAUGACAAAAUAUACAUAGCACUGGCAAUAAUAUUUUCCAUAACGGCUGGUUGCUCUACCCCCGUUAACACCAUUCUCUUCGCAAACUUUCUCGAAGCCAUGGUCUUGUACGCGACGGGCGUAUUCAAUGUUGACGAAUUCCUAAAAGCUGCUCAAGACUUUGCUGUAUAUAACUGUGUCGUUGGUAUCCUUGUCGUUGCAUUAUCUUAUGGAGCCACAGUAUUAAUGAACAUCGCAGCAUUUAAUCAAGUUUACGUAAUACGACAACAAUAUUUGAAGGCUGCUUUGAAUCAGGAUUUUGAAUACUUUGAUACACAUAAGACUGGAGAUAUCGCUGCGAAGAUGACUGAUGACGUCUUGAAAUUAGAGGACGGAAUAGGUGAGAAGCUGGCGUCUUUUAUAUUCUAUCAGGCAGCGUUCUUCAGCUCCGUCAUUAUGGCUUUAGUGAAGGGAUGGAAGCUGGCACUACUAUGCUUAACCACUUUCCCAGUGACAUUGUUCCUUGUCGGCCUUGCUGGUUGGGUGGCUGCGAAACUGGCCAAAAAAGAAGCUGUUGCAUCAGGAAAAGCUGGAUCUGUAGCAGAGGAAGUCAUAAGUUCAGUUCGCACUGUCUACGCCUUCAACGGACAGAAAAAAGAGUUGGAGAGGUAUCAAGUACAUGUGCACGAAGCUAGAAAAAUCAAUAUUAAAAAAGGUCUUUUUAACGGUUUGGCAAUGGGUAUACUAUUUUUUUGUAUCUUCUGCGCUUACGCCUUGUCAUUAUGGUUUGGUUACAAGUUGAUCAACGACGUAACGGAAAACUAUGAUAUCUCAACUAUGAUUGCCGUAUUCUUUGGUGUACUAAUGGGUUCAGCUAACUUUGGUAUAUCUUCUACGUUGAUGGAAGUUUUUGGUGUGGCGAAAGGUGCUGGGGCGCAGAUUUUCUACCUUUUGGACAACAUACCAAAAAUCAAUCCAGUGCUGAACAAGGGCGAAGUUCCGGACUCUAUUGAAGGAAACAUCGAACUGAAGAAUGUGUUUUUCCAUUAUCCGUCUAGAUCUGACGUUCCGGUACUGAAAGGAGUGAAUCUAAGCGUCAAACGCGGCCAAUCAGUAGCGUUAGUAGGACAUUCUGGUUGCGGCAAAUCAACCAUCAUACAACUUAUUUCUCGUUACUACGAUGCUGUAGAUGGUAGUAUAUCGAUCGAUGGUCGUGAUGUUAAAGACCUAUCAGUACGGUGGCUCCGGUCACAAAUUGGUCUAGUGGGACAAGAACCAGUAUUGUUCAACACUACAGUGCGUGAGAACAUUCGCUAUGGACGAGAUGAUACCAGUGAUGAAGACAUCGAAGCCGCCGCUAAACAGGCCAAUGCCCAUGAAUUCAUCAUGAAACUACCAAAGGGCUACGAUACGUUAGUGGGUGAACGAGGUGCAUCACUAUCAGGUGGUCAAAAGCAACGAGUUGCAAUUGCAAGAGCACUAGUGCGCAACCCUCGAAUUCUAUUACUUGACGAAGCUACAAGCGCCCUCGACACUUCUUCGGAGGCUAAAGUACAGAAGGCCCUUGACAAGGCUCAAGAGGGUCGAACAACAGUUGUCGUAGCACACAGAUUAACAACUAUAAGAAAUGUUGACGUAAUUUACGUAUUCAAAAACGGGAUAGUAAUUGAAAGCGGUAACCACGAAGAACUUAUAAAACUAAAAGGACAUUACUACGAUAUGGUGAUGAUGCAGACAUUCCCAGAACCUGGACAAAUGAAAGGUGAAGAGAAAGCUGUGACACGCCAAAUAUCUGUAAGAAGCGAAACGGACGAUGAUGAUGAUGAUGAUGAUGAAAUGUUAGACUCCACACAUCAGAUCAAAAAUGAUAUUGAAGACAUUGAAACCGAUGUUUCGUUCUGGCGUGUUCUACAACUAAAUAGGCCCGAAUGGAAAUCAAUCACAGCUGCCAGUAUCUGUUCAAUCUUGAGCGGUGUGGCUAUGCCAUUACUCGCUGUCAUUCUAGGCGACUUUAUUGGAGUUUUUCAAAAUCCAGAUGAAGAAGAGCGGUUAGCUGCAGUUCGAAGGUUUGCACUAAUAUUUGUAGGUAUCGGUGUACUCUCAGGAGUGGCUAAUUUUAUAACGGUGUCAAUGUAUGGCUUAGCGGGAGAACAUUUGACCGCACGUCUCCGAAGCCUUUUGUUCCAGAAAUUACUUCAGCAAGAGAUAGCAUUUUAUGACAAUAAAGACAAUGCUACUGGAGCUCUGUGCGCUAAACUCUCAGGAGAAACAGCAGCAGUCCAAGGGGCAACUGGGCAAAGAAUAGGAACAGUCUUACAGGCUGUGGCGACCUUUUCUUUUGCGCUAGGUCUUGCUCUAUAUUAUGAAUGGAGAGUCGGUCUUGUGGCACUAACUUUCGUUCCCCUCUUAAGCGCUAUUUUGUACAAGGAAGGAAGGAUGGUUAGUGCUGAAUCUUUCGGUGCUGCGAAAACUAUGCAAGCCAGUUCUAAGAUUGCAGUUGAAGCUGUAGCUAAUGUGCGUACAGUAGCUUCGUUGGGGCGUGAGCCCCAAUUUAUUAACGACUAUGCUAUACAACUGCUACCGGCUCUUCAGCUCGCUAAACGAUCAGCUCACUGGCGUGGUCUCGUCUUCGGCCUUUCACGAGGUCUCUUCAACUUCGUUUAUGCUGCGACGUUUUAUUAUGGCGGCACGCUUAUUGUUUACAAAGAUGUCCCUUACGAUCUUAUUCUAAAAUCCGCGCAAGCUCUUCUGAUGGGUUCGUCGGCAGCAGCCCAAGCGUUUGCAUUUGCCCCAAACUUUCAGAAAGGAAUUAAGGCUGCAGGUCGCAUCAUACUUCUGCUCAACCGUCAGUCCGAAAUCACGGAUCCGGUCAGGCCUGCAGUGGAAAACUUUAAAGGUACUGGCGAAGCGAGUCUUCAAAAUGUGCAAUUCAGGUAUCCCAACCGUGUUGCAAUUAAAGUACUCAAGAAUUUAGAUCUCGAAAUCGAACGCGGGAAAACUAUUGCAUUGGUUGGAGCCAGUGGCUGCGGAAAAAGUACUGUUAUACAACUUCUUGAGAGAUACUAUGAUCCUAAUGACGGCAUUGUUGCACAAGAUGGUGUUCCCCUUCCUAUGCUACGCCUAGCAGACGCGCGAAGUGCCAUCGGAUUUGUGCAACAAGAACCAAUACUGUUCGACCGAACUAUUGGAGAAAACAUUGCCUAUGGAGACAACAGUCGAAAUCCGGAUAUGGACGAAAUUGUUGACGCAGCCAAAAAGGCUAAUAUCCAUAAUUUCAUUGUAUCGUUACCAAUGGGCUAUGACACUAAUAUUGGUGCAAAGGGCACUCAACUUUCUGGUGGACAGAAACAAAGAGUCGCUAUAGCCAGAGCUCUCAUACGCCGGCCAAAAAUGUUGCUACUGGAUGAGGCUACAAGUGCACUUGAUACUGAGAGUGAAAAGGUUGUACAAGAAGCACUAGACAAAGCCAAAUUGGGUCGAACCUGUGUGAUGAUUGCACAUAGAUUAAGCACCGUGCGUGAUGCAGAUACCAUCUGUGUGAUACAUGAUGGUCGAGUCGCCGAAAAAGGCACACAUGCCGAACUCAUUGACUUGAAAGGACUUUAUUAUAACCUAAAUAGAAGAGGGUUUUCUUAAAUUGAGAAUGACAGGGUGGAAAUUUUUAAAACGGGUCCCCAUGAGCAGCUACCUUAACUGUCAUAGCUACAGAAAAUUAAAGACUAUCUGACGGCAUUCACAGAUGAAGAUUUUUUCAUGCCAUUUGAUCCUAUUUCUAAUAAGAUUCGAAAUAUCUAUACUGGACCAACUGAAGUAAACGUACUAGAAAUUGACAAAAAUCGCAAUAAUUUUUACCAUACAUUUCGGUAGGGACAUAAUGAUCCGCCAUUCGUAUUAUACAUAUAUUUCAACAUAAGAACAAACACAAACAAAAAUAACUAUGGUAGUAAGUACUCGAUUUGAUUGCCGCCUUAACGAGCGCAUUGAUUUGCUAUUUACCGCAAAGAGCAAGCAGCAAAUUGUACUCGGCUUGAUUCCACCGAAAAUUGUUUCUAAGUGCAUCUUUCAAUUGUUGAACACCGUUAUAAUAAACUGAAUGUUUUAGUACAUAGUCCCAAAGAAAAAAAACAAGAAACGUCGGAUCAGGACUAUAAGGUGAUCAAGUCUAAAAUUUUUCACAGAAACGCAUAAAAAUAAUACGAGAUACAUGAAACCAAUUAAGUACCUAUGUACAUAUAAU